Messenger RNA from Drosophila innubila, 815 nucleotides. RefSeq lists its product as uncharacterized. The transcript is spliced from 2 exons. Lineage: Eukaryota; Metazoa; Arthropoda; Insecta; Diptera; Drosophilidae. The record is from RefSeq and is a predicted model, not a curated record. Bases 189 to 809 code for a protein of 206 amino acids.
AACUUAAAAUUGUUUUGUUUUUUUUUGAAGCUUAAAUCUGUUCACUAACCCAAAUCUUGCACUUUGAACCUUAUUCUUUUUGAAAAUAUUGGAGGUUUGCAGCCAUAUAUUUUUCCAUUUGUCAUCACAUAAACAUUUUUCAUAAUUUUUUUGUUUUCAAGUUGAAAUCCUAGCAAGCUUCUUUUCUAAUGUUGCUGGACGCCAUCAUUUGGUUACCCACACUUUUUACCUACAUUGUCUUCCUGCUCAUUCUCAUCAUACUGUUCUUCAUUGUGGCCUAUGUCAGUCAUAAGAUCUACAUCUCCAUCUAUGAUAAUUUGCCGUUGCCAGCGGCGCCUGUGUCCCGUUUCUCGAUUGCAUAUAAGGAAUCCACACGAUCCGAUAUAUUUGGCACACAGACAAGUGCACGAUCCGUUUGGAUACAGAAUCGUUCACAGAUCUUUGAUUCAUCGGUGGUGCGAAUUACGCUCACCUUGGAGCCGUGUUAUCUGGUCAGCGUGGGUUUGGACAUCUUUCAGAAUCCAAAGCGACGUGCUGUCAGCUUUAUGUGCAAUUGCAAGGAUAGCGUGGAGAGAUGUGCUGCUGCCAUGGAACGCGAUGCGGACAGUUUGCGUAUAUUCAAGUACUACGAUCACAUGUCCAAGAUACCAAGAUUAAAAGUGCUCCUGAGGUGCUGUGAGCGCAAUAACAUGCGUCUUGUGCUGGAUGAUGUCAUCAAGGAUGUGAUGGAGGCACGUUGCACGGACAAUAUGGCGGCGUGUCGAGCACCCAAGAGACCAGCCAAGUCGGAGCAGACAGAGGAAAUUUGAGAGAGA